AACCGUGCCGGCUGCUGCCCGUGCUGCCAGAACUAUGAGGGUCCUCUCUGGCAGUAGCCUCGUGCUCUGCAGCCUGCUGCUGCUGCUCCAGGCCCCAUGCAGCCCUGGCCUCGCCCCCCAGUCCAGAGGCCAUCUCUGCCGGACGCGGCCCACGGACCUGGUGUUUGUUGUCGACAGCUCUCGCAGCGUUCGGCCUGUUGAAUUUGAGAAAGUGAAGGUAUUCCUGUCCCAGGUCAUCGAGUCGCUGGAUGUGGGGCCCAAUGCCACCCGGGUGGGCAUGGUUAACUAUGCCAGCACCGUGAAGCAGGAGUUCUCGCUGCGGGCUCACAUCUCCAAGGCCGCACUGCUGCAGGCCGUGCGCCGCAUCCAGCCGCUGUCCACAGGCACCAUGACUGGCCUGGCCAUCCAGUUCGCCAUCACCAAAGCCUUCAGCGAUGCAGAGGGUGGUCAUUCCAGGUCCCCUGACAUCAGCAAGGUGGUCAUCGUGGUGACAGAUGGGAGGCCCCAGGACAACGUGCAGGACGUGUCUGCGCGGGCCCGGGCCAGCGGCGUCGAGCUGUUCGCCAUCGGAGUGGGCCGCGUGGACAAGGCCACGCUGCGGCAGAUCGCUAGCGAGCCGCAGGACGAACACGUCGACUACGUGGAGAGCUACAGCGUCAUCGAGAAGCUGUCCAGGAAGUUCCAGGAGGCCUUCUGCGUGGUGUCAGACCUGUGCGCCACAGGGGACCAUGACUGUGAGCAGGUGUGCAUCAGCUCCCCGGGUUCCUACACCUGCGCCUGCCACGAGGGCUUCACUCUGAACAGCGACGGCAAGACCUGCAAUGUCUGCAGUGGUGGUGGUGGCAGCUCGGCCACUGACCUGGUCUUCCUCAUUGACGGAUCCAAGAGUGUGAGGCCAGAGAACUUUGAGCUGGUGAAGAAGUUCAUCAGUCAGAUCGUGGAUACGCUGGACGUGUCAGACAAGCUGGCCCAGGUGGGGCUGGUGCAGUACUCAAGCUCUGUGCGCCAGGAGUUCCCCCUGGGUCGCUUCCACACCAAGAAGGACAUCAAGGCGGCUGUGCGGAAUAUGUCCUACAUGGAGAAGGGCACAAUGACUGGGGCUGCUCUCAAGUACCUCAUUGACAAUUCCUUCACUGUGUCCAGUGGGGCUAGGCCCGGAGCCCAGAAGGUGGGCAUUGUCUUCACUGAUGGCCGGAGCCAGGACUACAUUAAUGAUGCUGCCAAGAAGGCCAAAGACCUCGGCUUUAAGAUGUUUGCUGUGGGUGUGGGCAAUGCCGUGGAGGAUGAGCUGAGGGAAAUAGCCUCAGAACCUGUGGCAGAGCACUACUUCUACACGGCUGACUUCAAGACCAUCAACCAGAUAGGCAAGAAGUUGCAGAAGAAGAUCUGUGUGGAGGAAGACCCGUGUGCCUGCGAGUCCCUGGUGAAAUUCCAAGCCAAAGUGGAGGGGCUGCUGCAGGCCCUGACCAGGAAACUGGAAGCUGUGAGUAAGCGGCUGGCUAUCCUGGAGAACACAGUCGUCUAAGGCUGCCUGUCGCCACUGUGGCCUCUCCAAGCAUCCUGCACGUGUCCCCCGUAGCUUUGCCAUUUUAGUGAGGGAAGCCAGCCUGGGGGUGGGAGGGGGUGUUUCUGGGUGUGCCUAUUGGGAGUGUGUAAUGGCGUUUGGGAGCUCGUGUGUGUAUGUGCGUGUGUGUGUAUGUGUGCGUGUGCACGUGCGCCUGAGGGUGAGCAUGAGUCUUGCCAGAAUGUGAGUGUGAGAGUGAUAAUGCAGGGGUGAGUGUGAGAGGGACUGCGUUUGCAUUUUUAUAAUCAAAAGCUUAAUAUAUUCCCAUUUUUUUUUAGUUAACCCUUUCUUGACUCUGAGUGCUGUGAAUUUCUUUACUGAUUUCUCUUUUCUCUGGUGAGAAACAAUUAAAUGUGAUUUAACUUAAGCACUGAAUGGGGCUAGAGGCAGUGUGGUUAUUUGGGGACUAGGGAAAAGGAUGGAUGAAGAUGUGGUGGGAGGGGAUGGUUGGAAGGAUGGUAACGGUGGUGACAGUGAUGACAGUGACCACACCAAAACCAGCUGGUGUUUGUCCUGCCUUUUCAGUUACAUAUUCAUUUACUUGACCUCAUUUCACUUCCAGUAACCUUACCCAGAAAAGUCUCAAAUUAUCCCCAUUACAAAUGGGAAAGCUGAGAGUCUAAAUGAUGAAAUGACUUGCUCAGCAGUGGGUCAGUUGGAGAGACAGGACUUGAAUCUAGGACUGAAGAACAUCAAAAGAAAAAGGCUUCAGCGAAAAAGGGCAAUGACACCAGAUAGGACUCAUUUGUUCAUUCAUUCAUUCGUUCACUCAUUCGUUCAGGUAUCAUGUACUUACAGGGCAGUGGCGGGCGGCAGGGGGAUGGUGCUGUAUGAGACAGACAUAGUUCCUGCCCUAGGGGACUUACAGUUGGGCAGGGUGCUCAUGUCACCCCCACCCCAGCCAGAGGAAAAGAGAGUGGGUUUAGGUCGUACCAGGGGUUUGUGCCUCCUCUUGAUACCUGGGAGCCCACGGGGUGUGCGUGAGAUGAUGGGAAGGGCUCCAGCCUGGGCCUGGGUUGCCCUAGGUGCCUCUCCCCUCCCACCCCCAACAUGUCCUGUUGGAGUUCUGUUUGUUUCCUGUGCACAGGCGGCAUCACCCCCAACCCAAAACCCCCAACACAGAUGGCAGCAGCCCCACCUCAGAGACUGCACAAGAGAAAGACUCCUGGCCCCAUGUUCCCUUCCUCCAGCCCUUUGCAGGGUCUGCAGGUCACACCCUGAGAUCUCGGCCACCUCCCCCAGGCCCCUGUUGGACCAGUGCUGCUCUGGAAUCUCCAUCUCUGUCCUCUCAGAGGGGGAGCUUUGGUGAUUUUCUGAACCUAUUCUUGUUUAAUGGAGCAUUUUUAGUGUUACUACUAGAUUCACACUCGAGAGCAUGUCUAAAAGGCUUUUACAAGAAGCUCAGACCACACCGAAAGAUCUUCCGCAGAGGCAGUUCAAAGAGGCAGAAUAACAACACGAAUGGUACCCAAGAGCCACAUCAGUACAACAGCACAAGUACACAAGUGCGACUUAACUGGGACACAGCCACCCUCGCCCCUGUGACCUGACUCCACCUCCUACACAGUUCACCAAGCCCUUUCUCUCUGUCCAUCCCUGGGGCAGGAGUUUUUCUGCUGUCCAAGGAGGCUCCUUGACACAGCCACCCGAGAUGUUAUGACUCUGCUCAUUCUUCCUUUCUUCUGAGAUUAUCCACUCCUCUUUCCUCCCCACACAGGUGGGGCGGGGGAGAGGCAGCCAUGUUGAUAUGGACUGAGAAGUCUCAGCAGUGUGUCCCCAAGGAGGAGGAGGGGGUCGUUAGUGGACGCCAUGGCCUGGGAGCUGGUGGGCAGAAGCAACAGAUGUCCUUGAUGAGUGGAGUCAGAGAUGGGUUGGAAGCCCUGCCUGGGAAUAGCACCUCAUUCUUCCCUGCCCGGUGGGUGGAGUAGUGGCAGGACCUUGUCACCAGGCUCUGAUGGGACCAGCUUCUUGGGAUUUUUCAAUCCCAAACUCUUGCUCUUCACUCAUCACAGUUCUCCCCACGGCUACUCCAGGUCCUCUUGAAAUCUGUCCUCUCCAUAGACUUCCCACAUCCCUCUCUGCUCUAGGUUUGAUUAACAGAAGGUUGUAAAUGAAAACCAGCAUCUCCCUAGGGCAGCCGUGGUCUACUGACAGAUGGCAAGUUACUUUGUAACCUGUAAUUUUGUUUUUUUGAAUUUUGUAUAAGUAAACAGGACUAAACUAA
This is a messenger RNA of Pongo pygmaeus (Bornean orangutan), 3788 nucleotides long. It is a transcript of the gene MATN1, whose product is annotated as matrilin 1. Gene Ontology annotation, molecular function: calcium ion binding. Lineage: Eukaryota; Metazoa; Chordata; Mammalia; Primates; Hominidae. The transcript has 8 exons. The coding region runs from base 35 to 1525 and encodes 496 amino acids. The record is from RefSeq and is a predicted model, not a curated record.